AUGGCUGUUCUUUUUGUGGUAUAUAUACCAAUCGAAGAUGUUAGUGAUCCGACUGAGGAUGACAGCCAAGAAAAAAACAAGAAAAUAUUUGAGAUUGAACCUGCCUUUAACAGUGUAGGAGACUAUGGACUACCAAGAGUUGAUUCCAAACAAAAGUUUCGUGAGGUGCCUAGUGUUACAGAUAUUGCAUGUGCUCAACAACAACAACAACAAUUGCAGCUACAGCAGCAGGAAAAUAACAUAAAAGUACUGCAGGGGUUGCCAACAGCAACCCAACAAAAUGAAGAUAUUGAAUAUGCAUCAGAAAGUAAACCUCUCCUGGAAAUAACACCAAAAUCAGUAUCACCUAGCAAACUUCCCAAAUCUGCUUCCAGCAACGUUCUUAUGGAUCGUAACCAGCAACAACCUCAACCACAAAUGACUACAACAACUACCACAACAACACUACAGAGUGCCGAAAAUAACAAUACAUUACCAAAAAGUUUUUACAGAGAAAUUCCAGGAAGUCGAUUUAAAGUUUCAAUUGCUGCUGAAAAUCCUGCAAAGCCCGCAUCUGCAGCGAUGACAACCUCAACAAAUGAAGUUGCAAAGUUUCCAAGGAGAGAAUCAACAGUUCCCAGUGACAUGUUCAAUGAUGAUUCUGUUGAAUUCAUUAAAGAAGUUAUCACACUGAAAGAGCUUCAAAUUUUAAUCUACAGUAACCUAAUCUCAAUUGGAAUCACAGGGUAG
Messenger RNA from Helobdella robusta, 729 nucleotides. RefSeq lists its product as hypothetical. The record is from RefSeq and is a predicted model, not a curated record. The transcript has 2 exons. Bases 1 to 729 code for a protein of 242 amino acids. Lineage: Eukaryota; Metazoa; Annelida; Clitellata; Rhynchobdellida; Glossiphoniidae.